AUGUCAGACUGCGAUCCGGAGCGGCCGCAUCAUGCUCCUAUACCUCCAAUCGGCGAUUUAGACGACAUAGUUGUUAUGUCGCACCUGCUAAAUCAGUCGGCCUCUCGAAUCAAGUCAAACCGCUGCGUUAACUCGAGAAUUGAUGUGCAGACAGCUUCUGCUUUAAGGGUGGUACCGGAGGCAGGAAUUGAUCGAUCACUGGUAAAGCGCUGGCUGUCCGAGUGCAUCGAACACCAUAGCGUCUGUGGGGCAGGAAAGCAUGACGGCUACGCUGCUCUGCUCUUCAUCGACGUUCGACGAAAAUGUCUGGUCUUGACGACCAACGCAGGUUACUUUGCAUUGUCAUAUGUUUGGGGUAAAACAGAACAAUUUCUACUCAAGCAGGAAAACAUCGUCGAGCUAAGCGAAGAUGGCGCAUUGCAUAAACACUGGGACAAGCUUGCAAAUGUGUUGAAAGACGCGAUUACCUUCGUUGAUAAUCUAUCAGAACAAUAUCUCUGGGUCGAUACACUCUGUAUCAUCCAGGAUAGCCCCGGUCGUCACACAUUUCUGUCUCGCAUGAACGAGGUCUAUCGAGCAGCCACUAAGAAGCAGGAGAACUCGGACUAUCGGUCGCACUUCGAGCAACAGGUCUACUUUCAAUGCCAGGAAUCGAUAUGGAGUAAGGACCGUUUCGAGGAUAUUGAGCAAGACUUUGACCUCGAGGGAGCAUAUCCAUCACUUCAAUGGAUGGGGCAUUUUGCUAUGGCGUUGGAGUGUUCUAAGUUCUCCGCAUAUGCUCAGCUUGUUACACAGUACAGUAAGAGAGAAUUGUCAUACCCAACAGAUCGCCUGAAUGCUUUCUCUGGGAUCAUCAGCAGCUUGGACAAAGCCUGGAAAUGGAAGCUCUUCGCAGGGAUGCCUUCAAAUUCCCUAGACCAAGCACUCCUGUGGGGGCCUACAGCCGCGUGCUACCGUGUACAAUCUACAAAAAUGGAGCAAUAUCUGCCCAGUUGGCCAUGGGCCGGAUGUACUGGCAAAGUGCAGUUCAGUGAGUUUGCUUCCACACAUAAAGCGCAGAUCUGGAGAUUCAUCAUUACGACUGUGAAUGGUGCUGUCGAUAUACAGCUUCCUGAUGGUGAUAAACCAUACGCAAUAGUGGAGACGACAAAACGAAUAAUCCCCAAGAACGUAGCAGACGAUACUCACCUGACGUCUGUUAGCUACCAGCUUAAAGACAUGCCCAACCUUCUCAUGUUCCAUACAGAGGUGAUAUGGAGAGAAGAUUUGAAGAAAGAGGACGUUGUUCAGUUGGAUGACGCCUACCAUAUCUAUGCCACUGUGAAAAGAAAGAUCAACUCGUAA
This is a messenger RNA of Parastagonospora nodorum SN15, 1344 nucleotides long. RefSeq lists its product as hypothetical. Lineage: Eukaryota; Fungi; Ascomycota; Dothideomycetes; Pleosporales; Phaeosphaeriaceae. The coding region runs from base 1 to 1344 and encodes 447 amino acids. The transcript is spliced from 5 exons. The record is from RefSeq and is a predicted model, not a curated record.